GUGGAUUACGUGGAUGCACAAUAUCAUUUUCGUGGUGUUUCAUUACCGUCACCUGUUAAGUGUUCAUCGUAUUCAUGGGAUUUGAUUGUGAAUGCAGCAACUGUCUCCUCGGCACCUCGGACAGUGAUCAUUUUGAUUGGAUUGAAGUCGUCACUGGACUUGUUUUUAGAUGAUAGCCUUGUAAGAGCAUCAAGAAUGUGGAUUUUCUUGUCAGUUCCAAAAAUUACACCAUCCACCAUAUCGCCUCUCGAUCGCAACUCAAUAAUGCCGAAGGACAAAGCACAAAAUCAAAAGAAUGCAACAAAAGACAGACAGAUGAUGGGUAGUGUGGGUGAUCUUCUAACUGAAAACGAAAAAUUGUUAUCGGUUGCUGGAGCUGAAUUGCCGGAUUGUUUUGAAGGAUGCAAUAAAUAUUUUGCUAAAACAGUCGAUGUGGCCAUCAAGUCUGGUAAUCAUUACGAACGCUACCAAAAUGUUUGCUUUAGAUUCAAAGAAGCACGGAAGUGUUUAGAGCAAAUGAAACAUUGUGGUAGUUAUGAGUUAUUCGAUGUGCUGACAAGCGGACUUAAAUACAUGUGCAUGGAUCAGAAAGGAGCAUUCAACGCAACAAUGGAAUGUGUCGAUGUGAACACUUCAGAAAUUCAAGAUAGUAAGUAA
Molecule: messenger RNA, 657 nt
Organism: Anisakis simplex (herring worm)
Lineage: Eukaryota; Metazoa; Nematoda; Chromadorea; Rhabditida; Anisakidae
Source: the annotation of a GenBank genome assembly